CUAUGCCUGACAUUAAACGAAAAGCUAAAUUAUACCAUUUUAAAUUUCGCUUCAAUACAUAGAACUACUGCGGAAAAGUGAAGAAUAGAAGUAGAAAAAAUAAAAUUCAGCUCAUUAAAAAUAAUGAAGUUUUCGUUUGUGCUACAGCAGUGCUGGUUAAUUUGUUUAAAUCUAGUUUUGGCAGUCAUCGCAAGUGAUUUAACAAUACAAUCCAAUACAACAACAUCACAGGCAACCACGUCUUGUCCCUCGCUCCAGAACGCGGACGCAUUAACCCAAACGCAAUUGAUUUUUGAACUUACAGCUCCAUGUCGCUAUGAUAAAUUUGAAAGACCAUUUUCAUUACUUGAAAAUAACUCUGUAGCCGAUCAACCAUUGAACAUUUAUGUGCGCAUCUAUAUUACUGAUAUAAAAGUAUUCAAUUCCGAUUAUGUACAGUUAAAAAUAUUUGGAUUUCUACAAAUUUAUUAUAUGGACAAUAGAUUGGCAUUUGGAGACUAUGCUCCAAAGCGCCUACAACCGAUAUUUGGCGAUGCACAAUUGCUUGAUCGCAUUUGGGUUCCACAUAUAUUGUUCGGUAAUGAAGAGAAUUCCGCUAUCUUAGGAACAAAUGAUAGUGAUAUUUUAUUAGUCAUAAAAUCGGAUGGUUUGUUGAGUAUUUCUUCCCGAAUACAAACAACAUUAUCUUGUUCGGUAGCAUUAAAUAAAUUCCCCUUCGACGAUCAACAAUGCUCUGCAAUUAUAGAAAGUUGGAUGUACAAUUCUUCCAAUGUAAUAUUACGCUGGGAUGACGAAAAUCCUAUCGGUUUUGAUCAAAACACACACCUAAUGCAGUACGAUUUACUAUAUUAUUGGCGCAAUGAAACAAUCAUACAAACCACAAAAGGAGAUCUACGAUACACGCUGCUGGGAGGCAAUUAUAGCUCGAUAAGUUUCACCGUUUACUUAACUCGCGAUUCGCUGUUUUAUAUAUUUGAUUAUUUUUUACCUUCCAUUAUGCUUGUUUGUAUUUCUUGGGUUUCGUUUUGGCUUCAAGCUGAUCAAACCCCAGCUAGGACCACAUUAGGUACAAGUACCAUGCUCUCACUCUUUACCUUAAGUUCUUAUUACGAGAAAAAGUUCGAAGGAAAAAACCACGCAGAAUUUUUUGAAGUUUGGUUUUUCGGUUGUACGUUCUUUAUAUUUGGUAGUCUAAUGGAAUUCGCCUUUGUAAAUACUAUAUGGCGACGAAAUAGAGGAUUGACUCUGAAGCAAGUCAAUAGUAAAUAUAUUUUAAUAUCGACACUAACUCCAAAAGUGAUACCACAAUCUAAGAACUGUGAUUGCGAGAUAGAUGGUCAUAUACAUUUCUUUAAUGGGAAUAUGUAUGAUAUAUCUACGAAUAAAGAGCAUAUCAAACUGUCAGAAACCGACGUAAAUAUAAGCGAUAAAAAACAACAAGCUUCUAAUGAUUCAUGGGUGACGAUGACACCGCAUGAGGUUUCUCUUUGGAUAGAUCGUAAAGCAAGAUUUGUAUUUCCACUAUUGUUUAUCAUAUGUAAUGCUGUUUAUUGGAUAUUAGUUUAUUGUUUGUAAUUUUACAAUACUAUAUUAUUUACUAAACACUUACGUUCUAUAGAAAAAAUUAGUAUUAGUUCAUACUUUUUAGUUAUUGUCAAUUUAAUAAAGUUUAACAAGUCUCUCAAUAAAGAUGAUAAAUAAAUUAUGUAUAAAUAAUAUUUGAUGUGUUAAUGAA
Messenger RNA from Zeugodacus cucurbitae (melon fly), 1735 nucleotides. RefSeq names its product pH-sensitive chloride channel 2. The transcript has a single exon. The record is from RefSeq and is a predicted model, not a curated record. NCBI's taxonomy places the organism in Eukaryota, Metazoa, Arthropoda, Insecta, Diptera, Tephritidae. Gene Ontology annotation, cellular component: synapse; neuron projection; membrane. Gene Ontology annotation, biological process: signal transduction; regulation of membrane potential; chloride transmembrane transport. Gene Ontology annotation, molecular function: chloride channel activity; extracellular ligand-gated monoatomic ion channel activity; neurotransmitter receptor activity. Bases 124 to 1575 code for a protein of 483 amino acids.